AUGUUAAUUUUCCAUUAUUUUCCAUUAAAUGUUAAUUGUAUUUUCCAUAAAUCACUCAUUGUACCCCCCAUUUAUGGAAAGCUCCUUUUAUCAUUCCAUAGCCGAGGCCCUGAGUUGGGGGGAGCACAGGGACCUGUGCGGCGCAGCGAACCGGAACCCGCGGCAGAGGAUCUCUACACCAACCAUGUGCGCAACUUGGUGGGCACCACUGUGGCAGGCGUCAUUCAGGAACCGGGCAAGGACGUCCUGGUGAACUGUUUCGCCCCCUGGUGCGGCCAUUGCCAACGCUUCAAGCCGCGCUACCAAGAGCUGGCCAAAAAGCUGUCGCAUGUCCAGAGCCUUGUGGUCUCUCAGAUGGAUUGCACCCAGAACGACUUGGGUCCUUUAAGACGAGUAGUGCGUGGAUAUCCCACCAUCGCCUUAUUUCCAGAUGGUCGAAAGGAGGACAUUCAACUCUACGUGGGAAACCGAUCACCCGAGGACAUGACCAAGUGGCUUCAUACAAAAGUCACGCACGCCUUUUCCGACACCGCGCCUGAGCCCCCGAAGAGCGAGGGCGACAGCGGGCUGUUGAACGACGAUGCAAGAACGACCGGCUCUGAUUCGCAGGUGGUUGGGGUAGCCUGCAGUGGGCAGUUUUUGGUGGCAAGGCCGGUGCUGCUUCAGGAUUUGGAACUUUGCUAUGCAGGAUUUUGCGCGCGCAAUGGCAUCCCAAUGGAACGUGUGGACGGCAACUCGGAGAUCGUGAUGGUGGAGCGAUUCUUCCAUGUGAUCAGUGGUUUCCGUGCGCCUUUUCCAGUGCCUUUGGAACGGAAGGCGGAGCUUAAGCCGUGGCCGAAAGUCACCACAGCCUCGCGGGAGACCCAGCGAAAGGCCUGA
Cladocopium goreaui is the source of this 879-nucleotide messenger RNA. Lineage: Eukaryota; Dinophyceae; Suessiales; Symbiodiniaceae. The record is from the annotation of a GenBank genome assembly.